This is a messenger RNA of Mollisia scopiformis, 1895 nucleotides long. RefSeq lists its product as uncharacterized. Gene Ontology annotation, molecular function: zinc ion binding; DNA-binding transcription activator activity, RNA polymerase II-specific. Gene Ontology annotation, biological process: regulation of transcription by RNA polymerase II. The coding region runs from base 248 to 1582 and encodes 444 amino acids. The record is from RefSeq and is a predicted model, not a curated record. The transcript has 5 exons. NCBI's taxonomy places the organism in Eukaryota, Fungi, Ascomycota, Leotiomycetes, Helotiales, Mollisiaceae.
UCUGCUAGCACAGUUGUGUAGAGGAGAACAGGCGGGGUCCAGAUAUGGCGGCUUGGCAACACUUGUAGUGAAGUCUUCGAGAAGUGUUCUUUGUGCUUGGACAAAUGUUGCUACUCAAAAUCCGCUUACGGUCUUUCGGUGCACGUGUUGUGCCUAGGUGUUUCAAGUAUUGCAUCAUGAGAACUCUGAACACUCGACACGACCCUGUCCUCUUUCACCUCUUUCGACUACACAGUAACAUGCAGACAUGCCGAGAAAUGAAUUGCGGAGUAAAACGGGAUGCAUGUCUUGUCGUCGACGUAAGAAAAAAUGUGACGAGAAAAGGCCAGCCUGCGGUGGUUGCAGUCGGUCCUUUCUGACAUGCCAAUGGCCUACCGAAGAACAAAAUGCUCUGGAUCGACGAUACCGUAAGGGACUAAAUCAUCCAUCAGCAAAGUCUCAAGAAGUCAAACUCCAAGAAACUGCCAUCGGCUUCAAGUGGGAUGAAUCGGCUCUGCUUGCUUACUUUGGAAACACUGUAGCCCCAAGCUAUAUUCAGAAGGGCUCUCAUCCACAUUUCCAUAGCAUGGACAGUGUUUUCUCACUUGUUGAGAAACAUGACACGGCAAAACAUGCUAUCAUGAAUUGUGCAGCCACUUCCCUAAGUGGAAAUUUCACUAUUGAUCGAGAUUGGACUGGAAGGAUGAGAAGCCACGCCCUUUCACUGCGGAUCUCAGCAAUAGCCGAAAUACAGAGGCAGAUCAAAUCGGGAAUUAUAGACGGAACUGAAGAUUGGCUCUUACUCUCCGCCACUCAACUUGCACUCGCCGAUAGCUUUGGCUACAAUAUCUCAACACCCAUCAUUCACAUGCAUGGUAUAAUGAGUUUGUUGAGAUGUCGACAAUUCGCGAGAACAUCAAAUCCAGAACUCUACCGACCAUCAACUGAAUCAUUGGUUCAUGAACGUAUAUCCUACGAAGCUCUUCUUUUUCAUGGGAUCACUUUAAUGCUCUUCAAUCGAGAGUUUUACAUGCUGAAUCAACCCUGGUGGCAUACGAUAGACGAGUACUUUCGAUCUGCUCCUUUGUCUAUUGCUCUUGACGAAGCUUCCUGGCCUAUCCUCGGCAUGCCAUUUUCUUUGUUCCGUCUAGCAGUUCUUGCUCAUGAGCUCAAUCGACAGUGUCCGCUGUCCAAAGAGGGCAAGCAACUAGCGAUAAGCUCUUUACUUCAAUUGAAUUUUUUCCACAAGUACAUACCGUCCACUGGAUACUUCUCAGCUGGGUACACAUACCUAGCGGCAACCACCGCUUUACUACGGAAUAUGAUCUCUCGAUCGGGAAACGAUAUCGAAGUUCCGGAAGAAGCGCACGAAGCACCGAAGACAGACAUCUCGAAGAUAGAGGCCAAUAUCAAUGCUAAGAAAUUCUUCAUCCGCUACCCUCUGUGGCCUCUCGCCGUUCUAUAUCGAGUCUCAGAAGUCGAAGCAGAGAAAAAGACACUUGAAAGGUUAAUCGAGGACGCCCUCAGAAACAUCAGAGGCGUUGUAUUCAAACCUCCUCCUCGGAAGGCUGUCGCUAUAUUUAUGAUGACACCUGGUCUAUGAAACCAUGUACGAGUUUUGAUCUCAUAAUGUGGCGGGAGACUACCAGGCAGCUCCUGGCCUCCAGCACUUCCAUCCAACUCCUUCCCGCCAAAGCUCCCAGGCAUCUCUUCAUCUCCAACAGUCUCAGGGAUUUCAUUAACCUUCCCUUGAGAUUCCGAUACUGGCGAUAUAGGGGACUUUUCUCCUCGCCUCCUCCAAAGUCCUUGCAAGAACCAUCCUAAAGCAAGUCCAAGCAGGAUUGCUGCAGGCACGCCGAGACCAAAGCCUAUCUUCGCUCCAACAGACAAGCCUGAAUUCGAGAUCUGGGUACUCG